This is a messenger RNA of Pseudomyrmex gracilis, 4103 nucleotides long. It is a transcript of the gene Fim, whose product is annotated as plastin-2. Gene Ontology annotation, molecular function: actin filament binding; calcium ion binding. Gene Ontology annotation, cellular component: actin filament bundle; actin filament; cytoplasm. The transcript has 4 exons. NCBI's taxonomy places the organism in Eukaryota, Metazoa, Arthropoda, Insecta, Hymenoptera, Formicidae. Bases 162 to 2087 code for a protein of 641 amino acids. The record is from RefSeq and is a predicted model, not a curated record. Gene Ontology annotation, biological process: actin filament network formation; actin filament bundle assembly.
ACACCAUCGCAUACAACGCAACGCCGGGCGCGCGAGAAGGACAGAGACGGUUUGAAGAAGAAGAACAGUGACAGUCGGAGGGCGCGAGGGAGCGACAGAGAGACCAGCGAUCGCGGGUGCCGCAGCGGAGAAAGGAAAGGCGGAAGGAUUAUUCGGACAACAUGGCCACCACGAUCGACGACCGGCAGGAGUUGUUGGAGCAAUUCCAAGCGAUCGACGCAAACGGAGAUGGGUUCAUCAACGUCACCGAGCUGCGAAAUGCGCUGGACGUUUGCGGCUUCAAGAUGCCCGGAUACAAGGUGCGCCAGAUGAUAGAGGAAUACGACGACAAGCAACGGCUGGAGCACAAAGGUCGGCUCUCGUUCGAGGAGUUCGAGAAGCUCUGCAAGGAGCUGAAGGCAAACGAACUGGGUUCCACAUUUAAGCAGGUGGUUUCGAAAAAAGAGAAUCUCGAGACUUUAGGCGGAAUCUCUGAGGCGUCCAGCGAGGGCACCACGCAUUCCGUCAGACUCGAGGAGCAAUUGGCCUUUAGCGACUGGAUCAACACCAACCUGUCGCACGAUCCCGAUCUGAAGCACCUGCUGCCCAUUGAUCCCGAGGGGAAGACGCUUUAUGACAAGGUCAAAGACGGGAUACUGCUUUGUAAAAUAAUCAACCACUCCUGCCCGGACACCAUCGACGAGCGAACGAUCAACAAAAAGAACCUGACGUUGUACAAAAAGCACGAGAAUUUAACACUGGCUCUGUCCUCGGCUCAGGCUAUUGGUUGCAACAUCGUAAACAUCGACGCCCACGAUCUCACGAAAGGUUCGCCGCAUUUGGUGUUGGGUCUGCUAUGGCAGAUUAUUCGAAUCGGUCUGUUCAACCAGAUCACUCUGGAAAAUUGCCCCGGUUUGGCCACGCUUCUGCAAGAUGGCGAGCGAAUCGAAGAUCUGCUGAAGCUGUCUCCGGAAGCCAUACUUCUCAGAUGGGUGAAUCAUCAUUUGGAAAACGCCGGCAUUGCCAGACGGUGCAACAACUUCCAGUCCGACAUCACGGACUCUGAGAUCUAUACCUAUCUUAUCAAGCAAAUCGCGCCCAUCUCGACCGGUGUCACCCUUGAAGCCCUGAUGGAACCGAAUCACAUGUCCAGAGCGGAGAUCAUGCUUCAGCAAGCCGCGAAAUUGGGCUGCCGUAGCUUUGUAACGCCCAACGACGUUGUGAAUGGUAUCUACAAGCUCAAUUUGGCCUUUGUCGCCAAUAUGUUCAAUAAUUAUCCCGGAUUGGACAAACCGGAGAGCAACAUCGAAGGUCUAGAGUCACUGGAGGAGACGCGGGAAGAAAAAACUUACAGAAAUUGGAUGAACUCGAUGGGCGUGAUGCCGCACGUAAACUGGCUCUACUCGGAUCUGGCGGACGGUCUGGUGAUCUUUCAGCUGUACGACAUCAUCAAACCAGGCAGCGUAAACUGGAACAAAGUGCACAAGAAAUUCACGAAGCUCCGCAAAUUCAUGGAAAAGUUGGAGAAUUGCAAUUACGUCGUCGAGCUGGGCAAACAGAUGAACUUCUCGCUUGUAGGCAUCGCCGGGCAAGACAUUAACGACGGAAACGCGACGUUGACGUUGGCGUUGAUAUGGCAACUAAUGAGAUUGUACACGCUGUCGAUCCUAACGUCUCUGGCUGGCACUCAAGGAAGCACUGUCGUGGAAAAAGAGAUUGUUCAGUGGGUGAACUCGAAGCUCCAGGCAGCUGGAAAGACGAGCAGCAUCAAGGGAUUCCAGGAUUACGCGAUAUCGGACGGCAAGGUCGUUCUCGAUCUUAUCGAUGCGAUCAAGCCCGGUUCGGUGAACUACGAUCUUGUGAAAGAAGGCGGUACAGAAGAGGAAAGUCUGGACAACGCCAAGUACGCGAUAUCUCUGGCGCGGAAGUGCGGCGCGCGCGUUUACGCGCUACCGGAGGACAUCACCGAGGUGAAGCCGAAGAUGGUGAUGACGGUGUUUGCCUGCCUGAUGGCGAUGGACUACGUUCCAAACAUGGACUCGGUGAAGAAUCAGCAGAACAACGUGAACAACGUGAACAACGUGAACAACAUGAACAACGGCCAAUAAUGCCGGCGCCUCGUUCAUCGUCGUCGCGCGUCGUCUCACCUACGUGCCGUCUAUCUUUUGUACACAAAGAACUUUCGAUCGGUCCACCAUCGCGCGUCUCUUCCACGAGCGUAAUACUUGUACAUACGUAGGCUAGGUUAGCUUGUUCUUGAAGAGAGUUCUACUAUUAAGAGAGGCGUUGAAAGAAUUCGCGAGACGAGAAGGGGAAGUCCUUGGGGAAACCUCGAGAGAGAUCACGUUUGGUUCUCCCGUUUGUAUGCUUCAGUUUUGCAUUUACAAUUUAUAUAUGCAUUCCACUAUAGAGCACCGAUAUGUUUGAAAUGUUCGAAUUUGAAUUAUGAUGUGAAAAAAUAAAAGGUGUAACUCUGUUUGAUUGGAAUGUAUUCGAUCAGAUUCAUGCGCGACUUUACACCUUGCCGUUUUACGUGAUAGUCAAUAUACAAUAUGAGUUUGUUACGCUAGACUUCGUUUAAUGUGUUGAAGCUUAGAUACGAUUUGACCUAGGAUACAUAUGUCCGUACAGAGCUAUUAUUAGAUACUUUAAACAUAAAUUUUUAAAUAAGUAAAACUAUGUUAGAAAAAACAAAGAGAAGUGGCAAUACUUCCCGUCAAAGCAUUCGAAAAUUACGUCAUAUACUUAUAUCGUGCCAGAAAGAAUAUUGUAAAGAAAACGUAUGCAGCGGUUGUUAUAGUUACCAAACUAUAUUCGGCUCUGAAUAAGUUUUCUGUUACGUGCUCACGGAUUGUACUGAUUUAUUAUCGUGCGAUAGGAUUCUCCUUCUCCGUUGGUUUUUUGGCAAUCAUAUCAUCUCGUUUUUUCACGCUACUACUUGUCGUAUCACUUGUCAGAUUUGUAUAAAUCGAUUUUAUACCGAAGCGAGCAGAUAGGAAACACGCUAGAAACGCGCAUCAUCGAAGCAGUAUUUAAAAAAAAAAAAAAACAAAAAAAAAAACAAACAAACAAAAAACAAACACUAGCCACGCGUUCUAAAUGUAUGUACAGAGUGUUCGAAAUCUUAACUGGAAAUUGUUCGAGAAAAGUUACAAUUUCAUAGAUUUACUUAGCACAACAAAAUAUGCGCUUCCGGAACACGUCUUGCGAUAUUAAACGUCGCAAUUUUUUUCUCGCAAGAAAAAAGGAAUAUCCAUUUCUCGCUCGUCAAAGACUCACGAAAAAAAAAAAGACUUCUGCAACAUUUUGUAUACAUUUCGAGCAGAUAGUUUCGUCUUAUCUGACGCGCAUAGGUAGAUAGUUUUUGACACUCUCAUCUCAAAUUAUUAUACGAUACACACAAGUCGCGUAAUAAAAUUGCAUACUUAAAACGAGGUAUACGUACGUAUUUCAUAUAGUGUAUAGAUAUGUAAGAGAUUUUUGUGAUCUAUUUAAACUCUGUUGUUUUACGCGUUUUUCUAUCGGCGAUUCGCAGUGUUCAGAGGAGAUCAUCAUCAUCUAACGGUCUAAAGCUUAUCGGUAUGUUUUCGUAUUAACGUCGCAUGAAUGGAUUUUUAUAUACCGAACAUUAUUUAUAUGUUGAUCACAUAUAACAGUCGCAUAUCUUGUAUUUCUAUUUAUAUACGCAUAUUUCCGCGAGAUAUUGAUGAAGUUUUCUUUUUCUUUUUUUUCCCCCCUUUUUUUUCCAUAUUGCCUGGCUCUAAUCGUGAAACUAUUUCUGAAAGAGACGGCCUUGGAUAUAUUUCACCGUUGAGAAACUGCUCGUCACCAAUUAAAGCGCGAUAAUAGCUUCUCUAUGUCAGUAAAAUAUAUUCAAAAUAUUGUGUAUUCCAAAAAAAAAUAUUUGUCGGUCGAUGACGAAUCGUAUGUAUGCCGCAAAUGGACGGUUAACGAACGGUUAACGAUGUAACUAACGUUUACGCACAAAAAUUUAUUAUAAUCGUGCCAUUUACAAAUACGAGGUGUGUGACACGUGAUUCGAUAUUUAUAUUCAAUGUGAACGGAGAGAAACGUACUUAUACGUAUCUGCCAACGACAACGCAUUUGUACUUGCAAAAAAAAAA